AUGAUGACGUAUUCCCACCAAAGCUCUGAAGCUACGCUUGACAGUAAAUACAAUGCCAGUAGUUCAAUUCCAAAAGCCAUCAGUUACGCGCGAGUGACUUCAACUCUCACUCAGCAUAAAUCAUCUGGAGGGCUUGUUGGAGCUGAGCGUAUAUCUAUAUUGCGUGACAAGUCAAUCCAACCUAUAUUGGCAAGUGAUGGCACAACAUGCAAGGCGAAUAGACCAAGCAAAAGAGGAGUUGAUGCAGAUAGUUACUCUGAGAAGAUAAAGCAUGACAUUCAUGAACCAAGCAUAGAUCUAAAACAUACCAAUGAAAUAGAGGUAUCAACACCUGCUCAAUUAGAAACGGCAGUCGUGACUAUUCAAGCCAUUUUCCGUGGUCAAAAGCAACGCGAGCAGCUUUUGGCAAUUUUGCGUAAAGAAUGUAUUGAUCUUCGCAAACGAUGUCGUGAAAAAGACAUUCAAUUGGCGGCAAAUGCUCGCGAUCUAGAAUACAAGGCCAUUGUUAUUGAACAACUUCAAAAGCAGUCUGCUAGGCUGAUGGGGUCUGACAGUUAUGCUAUGACUGCAUCGGCACUUGAAACCCCCAGCGCAAUUUCAAAAAAAUCAAGUGAAUGCUAUUUGCAUAGUGGGGCUCUUGAAACAGAUACAACUUGUACACCUAGUGACGCUAAAAACCCGAUUGAUAAUAUGUUGACGGACAUUCAGAAUUUGUCUAUUGAAUUUUCUGCAACCGAGUCUUUAAAGGAUGAUUUGUCACCAACACCCCUUAGCGCUUCCGGUGCAUCGUUGGCAUUUUCCAAAUCUACGCCAAUUUCAAUCUGGACUCCACCCGUCAACGAUAAUGUGGCUGCACGGUCUUAUGGAAGUUCGAUCGAAGCAAACAUGGAUGCUGUAAGAUAUAUUUGGACUCCUCAGCAGACAUCUGGAUUCAAAGUAAACAAAUAUAAUGAAUAUUACGGACAAAGUGAACAACCGGUCGAUAUUGGUGCAGUAGAUUCUUUGCUCAUGUAUGAUUAUUCUUUGGAUUUAUCAUCCGACGAUAUAGUAAAUGCUGACUUGACAUUCAAGAUUCUCGUGGAAAAGAUUAUUAAAACAAACGAUCAACCAUCCUCAAUCUAUCUUCAGCAGCGUCUUAAAACAGACACAAUGGAAAACAAGGCGCUUAUUUUUGAUGCUGUACUUGAAUACGUCAUUCCUCUUGUCAAAAACAGAUUUGGCAAUUUUCUGGUUCAAUGUUGCCUGGACUAUUGCACUUGCCAGCAAAUCUGGGCUUUGGCAAAUUGUAUGCAUGGCCAGGUUAUUACACUUUCGUGCGAUCGCUUUGGCUGUCACGUUAUGCAAAAGGUUAUUGACAAAGUAGACAAGGAUAUCAAAAUUCUUUUGAUUAGCGAGCUGUAUCAAUCUAUUGUUGAAACGUUUACACACAGGUUUGCAUGCCACGUAUGGCAGCGAGUAUUUGAAACGUCUUGGACUGGUAAACCACCAAAUAUUAUGGAAAGCGUUCAAAGUGUUUUGAGUGGUUAUUGGAACUCGAUCGCAAACGACGAAAACGGUAGUUUGGUUGUUCAAUGCAUUUUUGACAAUUGCACUGAAGAAGAAACUGGCCCAAUCAUCUCCGAGAUUUUCAAGAAUACUGCUGAAUUGGCAAAAGGCCAAUGGGGAAACUGGGUGAUUCAGCAUAUUGUUGCACAUGGCUCUACUUUGCAACGAUCCCAUAUUUUGGAAGUUGUUUCACAGAAUAUCUAUCAAUUGAGCACCGACCAAUUUGCUAGCAAGGUUGUUGAAAAAUGCAUUAAACUGGCAUCAAAACGUGAGGCACAGGCAUUGAUUGAUAAAAUCCUUGCGCCUCAGCCAACCGAGCAAGGACGUCCGUUUCUUUUGGGAAUGAUGAACAAUCAAUAUGCAAACUAUGUGGUUCAAAAUGUAUUGAGUGUUGUAGACUCUGUGCAGCGCGAAGCUUGCAUCCGUUUGUUGACUCCACAUCUCACUCUGUUGAAAGGAUCAAAGUAUGGUCAGCGUGUGGCAUCCAUGUGUGAAAAGUCGAUGCGUACAUCCCACCAUAAAUUUGGUACUUCAAGCUUAAACACCAUCAAUGGUUUUUACUAG
This is a messenger RNA of Batrachochytrium dendrobatidis JAM81, 2109 nucleotides long. RefSeq lists its product as uncharacterized. The transcript is spliced from 11 exons. The record is from RefSeq and is a predicted model, not a curated record. Gene Ontology annotation, cellular component: cytoplasm. Gene Ontology annotation, biological process: post-transcriptional regulation of gene expression. Gene Ontology annotation, molecular function: protein binding; mRNA 3'-UTR binding. NCBI's taxonomy places the organism in Eukaryota, Fungi, Chytridiomycota, Chytridiomycetes, Rhizophydiales. The coding region runs from base 1 to 2109 and encodes 702 amino acids.